This is a messenger RNA of Caenorhabditis angaria, 1946 nucleotides long. Lineage: Eukaryota; Metazoa; Nematoda; Chromadorea; Rhabditida; Rhabditidae. The record is from the annotation of a GenBank genome assembly.
AUGGAAAGUCCAAAAAACAUAUGUUUUUCGGAGAACUCAAUUCGAUCGAGUGAGUUAGUCUUGUUUUUGUCUCUAAAUGAUUAAUUUUUAGUUACACUUUAACGUGUUAUCGAAUAAUUAUUUCAAUUAUAACCAAUCGUUCGAAAUAUUAUGCAGAAGAGUUUGAAAAUCUAAUGACUGGUGUUGGAACUCGUGAAGAUCGCUUGAUAAAUUUGAUCAUUAUGAGAUCAGAAAUCGAUUUGCAAUCGAUUCGAGAAGAAUUUGAUCGUCAACAUCCAAAUGAAUCAUUCAUCGAUUGGAUUUCAGAUGAUACUUCUGACAAGUAUCAAGAAGCACUUCUAGCUUUAGUUCGAGGAAACAGAGAUCAGAUAAUAUGAUUUGGGAAGAGGGGAUUUGAUAAUUAAAAUAAAACAUUUUUAAGUACAAAACUUUUUUUAUUCCCAUAAAUUUCAGGAAUAAAAAAACAACAGACUAGAGUGUAGUCUGCGAGAGAGUGAGAGACGCGGAGGAAAUUUAAAAAUUGGCGGUGAAAUUUGAGAAUCAUAUGUCAUUGAAAGAAAAAAAAAACGAUUUUCAGAAGGAUUUACAACUAUGAAUAGUCUAAAACUUGAAGAAAAACAAAUUUCCAGCGAAAAAAUGAAAAAAACUGGUAAAAAUCGAUUUUCUAACCUUUUCAAGAGUUUUUUCUCGAAAUUUGCAAUGAAAAUGUGUUGCUCAGAUGGAAAAUAACGAUUUCCAGCAAUUUACAAGACUGAAAAUCAUCUAAAACUCGGAAAAACAGGUUUUCAGCAAAAAAAAAGAGAGAAACCGCCCGAAAGCUUCGAAUGUGUGCAAACACUUGCAAUGCACACAAUGCAACCUACAGUACUCCAAGAAUAUAUUUUAAUCGACUCAGCUGAGUUUCAGAUGCAACAUUGGAUUUUUAGCCACAUAUAAAGAAUAUUUUGACUCAAAAUGUAGCUGAAAUUGUAAUUGUUCAGCCAAUUUUCGUCAAAAAUCAAUAAAAAAUAAGUAAAAAUGGUCAAAACACCGUGAUAUUUCGAAAAUUCAAACAAAAAAGCACAAAAUUCAAUAUUUUAUUCAACCAGCAAAAAUCAAAACAAAUAACAAUUUUUCAAAUUUUAUUCAUUUUUCAAUAUCAGAUUUUUUAGAAUUUCCAUAAAAAUUCAAAAAUGUGUGUUUUGUUUUUUUUUUGAUCUUUGAUCAAACAAACAAACACACUGCAGGCUAUAUUAUAUCCAAAAAUGAUUAUAAUUUACAGAAAUCACUUAGAUAGUUAUAAAGACGCAUAAAGCGCAAAAACUGAACGUAAGUUUUUCUAGAUAUAGCAAUAUCAAAAAAAUCUCCUAUUUUUGCAGAACGCUAAUGUUAAUCAAAUGAACGUCCCAGAUCGCGCUGGGACACCAAACGUGGUUCAAGAUCAACCGGAGCUUCGCCUUCCGCAGCCAACCGAUCCAGCAACUCAACAACAACAAGAUUCAGCCUGGUUUGAUGCGGAUUUGAUGCGCGAAUUGGCUCGUCAGUUGGAAUUGGAGGCACAGAUUCAAGCUGUCACCACGGGUGUUCCAAUUGCUCCUCCAUCGCCGAUUUUAUCGAUCGAGGAAAUCAUAGAGCUGUUGAAUCCCCGCUCUAAUUCGGACAACGAAAAUGCUGCUGAAGUUGAUAUGAUGCCAGUCAAUGAUCCGAAGAUCGCAAUCGAAUUAGAAGGUGAUGAAGAAGCUGUGGAUUUGGAAGAUGGUGGAGGGCAAGAAGCGGAAAUGGCGGACGACACGACUUCAACGGAACGAGAUAUGGCGAAUCUUCGACCAUAUCUCAGUUUCGAACACGAAUACGGUGCUGGACAAGCUUUGUGUCAAUCCCCACAAAAAUUUAAAGAAUCGAGAGUGAGUAUAUCAGCGAAACCGACCGAAUUGUUGCAAAAUCAUGCGAUUGUCCAACUUCGAUAA